AUGUCUCGUCAAUUCUCCAGGGAUAAGGACGUCAAUGGAGUGUUUACCCAGGAAGAGAUUGAGUGCCUCGAAGAUGAGGCUAUAUUAGAAACUGAACCGAUAGCAGCAGCAUCUACCACUGGCAAGAGGAAAGUGUCUGUAGUGUUGAAUCCCCCCUCAGACUUUUCAACUUCCUCCUCGUCUAGUCCCUCAGCAUCGAUCAGCAUGCGGGAUUUUAGUCCCCCCAGAGUCUACAAGUUCGAUUUGCCUAUGACGGAUGACAGCACUGCUACUUUAGAAUGGGUUGGAUUUAUACCUUCCGCUGCGAAGGAAAUUUUCAAACGCUACUGUGAUCGCCCUGAUCCCGGGCAGAAUCCAGACAGCCUAAUGGACUACGCCUUUGCACACGUGUCUGAGCUGACGACAAGCAGAUUCAAGGAUAUGGACCUCAGGGAGGCCAUAAUGCGCGUUGGGCUUAAUCAACAAAUACUAGAAGCACUGACCGAUCCUGAAUUUUCCGAUAUAUUUUGGACGAAUGACCUCCAUUUUUGGGUUAAUGAUACCCUCAACCUCAAUUAUGCCACCCUUCUCUCCCGGCAGGAACUACUUAAAAACCACGCCAGUCGAGGUAUCGCUUAUAGAAAAGAUAAUGAGCCAGCCACGAUUAACAUAACACCGCAAGAUUUCCAAUUCCCCGCCGCGCACGUGGCGAUAGAGCCAAAUAGUACUAUCCUGCCAGAGCAUGUCGUCCUCUACAAGGGAAAGGGCUUCUGCGAUCUGAACGAGCCGAGACACAUCGUCAGACAUGACGGGAGCGUUUGUGCCCUCUUACUUGCAACACAGCCAGGCGGAGACUUCAAUUGGAAUGACUUCGCUGGUUACUGGACUCCAGAGAAGGAGACGGCUGAGCAGGACCGCAAAUGGGCGGCCAGGAGAAAUCCCCGUUGCGAGACCUGUAUACUUGAAAUCCAGAUCUCCAAGGAUUUUCUGGACGCUUUAAAACCAGCGGAGCUCUGGUACUCUGCCGAUUGGAAAAGAUACAUCUGGUUUUGCAGAAAUGCAGAAGUGCCAGAUAAUAGGUUUGAGUAUCUCUGGGAGCCUGAUCAGGUCGGUGUCGUCAAAGGCCAUAUUUGCACUGGCAUCUCAAAGAAUAUCAGGUGUAUUCGCGAACAGGACAUUGAGACCGAAAUCACAGAAGACAAUGUACUAUGGUGCCGCAGAACAAACCACAAAGCCAUUCAAUGGGCAUUUUUGUCGCAUACGCUCAAACAGCUGGUUACCGAGAUUCGUGGCAAAAUGCACAUUGAAAUAGUCGCACCUCUUGAGUCAACCCAGCAGAAGUAACACAGCUCUCUUUCCGGGCUGUAGAGCAGGAGCGUCAAUCCUCACGGACCGCGAGGUCUUCCUAACCAACCUCUUUU
This is a messenger RNA of Paecilomyces variotii, 1400 nucleotides long. RefSeq lists its product as hypothetical. The record is from RefSeq and is a predicted model, not a curated record. Lineage: Eukaryota; Fungi; Ascomycota; Eurotiomycetes; Eurotiales; Thermoascaceae. The transcript has a single exon. The coding region runs from base 1 to 1323 and encodes 440 amino acids.